Molecule: messenger RNA, 1533 nt
Organism: Phycomyces blakesleeanus NRRL 1555(-)
Lineage: Eukaryota; Fungi; Mucoromycota; Mucoromycetes; Mucorales; Phycomycetaceae
Exons: 3
Coding region: 102-1262 (386 amino acids)
Molecular function (GO): methyltransferase activity
Source: RefSeq, a predicted model, not a curated record
UUCCUUACUUCCUUACUUCCUUCCUUUCUUAUAUAUAUAUAUUUAUAUUAAUUUUCUGAAUUAUAAAAUAAAAUAAAUAAAUCAAAAGAAUAAUAGUCACCAUGGGAAAUCAAGCAAGCAAAGUUAUCGAUAAAAGCAAAGAAAAACGAAAGAGAACGACCAAAAGACGUCAAAGUACGAUAACACUCAGUGCCAGAUCAACCGUCUCGCACCAUUCCCUCCAAUCCCACGGAAACUAUGACUGGCUCGAAGAAAGCCAAGAAACUGCCCUGAGUGCGCGAGUGAUCCACGUAGCCAUGGCAAAGGCCUCGGCUGUCUCGCAAUCGUCCUCAAUCUCAUCACACCCAUCACACAUAUCAACUUCCUCUUCUUCUUCGUCUCAUAUUCCAACUCAUGGACCACCAGGAGCCCGUCGUAAAUCAAUCACCGAAUUCUUCACAAGGCGCAAACAAAGCAUCUCUAGACCAACCAUCUUUUCAGAAAAUGAAUUCCGAGAACAUGAUAGACUUCAACGACAGCAUUAUCUAUUAAAGAGUGCAAGAAAGAGUAACCAUUGGGCAACUUUAGACACACCAGCUGUUAUUCUUGACAUGGGAACUGGAAAUGGCAUCUGGGCACUCGAAAUGGCUUCUCAGUUCCCUCAAGCCCAGGUCCUCGGCAUGGAUCUCCGUCCACCCCACGAGCAACAAGGUGGUCCAAAAAAUCUGCGUUAUGUCGAAGCAGACAUUAGACAAUCCUGGCCCAUGGGAGACAAUUCCAUUGACUUUAUCUUUCAACGUAAUAUGGGUCAAGUCAUUCAAAAGGACCAAUGGAGCCACGUGCUCAGUGAAAUGAGACGUGUUCUGAAACCAGGCGGCUACAUUGAACUGGUCGAGUCUGACCUCUGGCAUCACAACCCUGGUCCGGUCCAGCAGGCAUUUGAUGAGUUCUUCGAGGGCCAGUGUGCCGACCUCGGUUUGGACUUCAUGUUCACCGACAGAUUAAAAGACCAGAUCGAACAGGUCGGUGGGUUUGGAUCGGUUGACAUGCGCGCCCUGGACAUCCCGGCCGGCGAAUGGCCAGCCGAAGCAGAGCUAAAGCAGUUUGGAUUCAUCAACAAGGAAACCCAAAAAGCCUUCUUGCGGAACUGCAAGACCUUUUAUGUCUCCAAGUGGGGUAUCACCUCAGACGAUUACGAUCUUGCUGUAGGAGAAGUCAUGGAAGAAUUUGAAGAGUAUCAUGGAUUCACCCGUUUCAAUUGUUGGAUUGCCCAAAAGUCUUGAUUUCUUUUUCUUUUUCUUAUAUAUAUAUAUACUGCUUCUAUUAUGUUUCUGCGUUGUCUUUUGUUGCUGUAAUCUAUUGUACCAUUCUUACUUUCUUACUCUUUACUUCUUCUUGUGUAUAAUCUAUCGCUCUAUUUAUAUUCUUCCUUCAUCCCCUUAUUGACUCUUUAUUUCUCUUAUGCUCCUAACUGAUAUUUUUAACUCCAUUUAGUGUUUGUACUUUAGAUAAUAAUAAUAAAUAGAAAUAAAAGGUACAGCCUUGGAGUAAAAA